CGCAGAGCAGGCGAAGUGGAAGAAGUUUAGGCGGAAGGGCAAGCAGCGACACGAUGAUAUUGAUCAGCUGGGAAUCAAUCCGAUUCAUCACUACAAGAAUUUCGCCAUGAUGUCGGAGUACGUGACGGACAUGGGGCGAAUCAAGCACAGCAAUGAGACAGGCUUGCGACCGAGAAAUCAACGGCGGAUGGCCAAGGCGAUAAGGAGGGCGAUAGGAACUGGCAUGAUGCCGGGAGUGUACCGACACCCCGAGAUUCUCAGGGUGGAGAUGAAGGAUAGGCGAUCGUUGUGAACCUAACUCGCUGCUCGCCACUCCUUCCUCAUCGGAGAGUCAAUAGCUUAUUCGGGGCGAGUGAGAUAUGUCAUCGUGUGAGUGAGCUCAGGGUUCAAGGCAUGCAUGCGCUUCGCGCUACUUCAUGGUCAGUGCUUCCCAAACGCUUCCUCUUCAAACACUCGCCACCUCCUCAAACCUUCUCUCAACUCUGCAUUUGAUUGUGAGGGUCUCUCAACGCUGUUCUCGUUUCCAUCAACACCAACACCAAAACCAUCAGUCCGCCAUCGCGGCGCAUCAACUCCAUACUCACAAAGCAUCGACAAAUGUCGAAAGGGACACUCCGGCACUGACGCCGAAGACCGUUGCUCCACGCGUCGAUCCUCAUCGCGCGGGCAUCAUGGCGAAGCGCAAGGGGGCCAACGAACGCGAAGUCCCCACGUCGGCACUCUUCAAAGAAAUCCACUAUGGCAACGGCGAGAAUGCGAUGAGUAAGAGAGCCAAAAGGCAUGAUAAGAGGUCAAGAAUUAAAGCCUCAUCGUCAUCAGCGGCCACCAAAGUCCUCAACACAACGGAGCUUCUCGAGCAUAUCCUUCAUCAACUCACCGACGUCCGGGAACUGGUCACCUGCCAACGUGUCAGUCGCGUCUGGUACAACUUGAUCAGCACUUCCCUCAAGCUCCAACAGGAUCUCUUCUUCAAGAGCCAGCCUGCAUCGUGUGUGCCAUCGUGGAACCCGAUCACAUCAUCCAUCGUCAAGUCGUUGGCGAACAAGAUAUACGGGCAGUCCCAUGUGUGGGCACCGUGGCCCCCCGAAAACCGUCUUUGGGCGGCAAGUUGCGGAGGCUACUUCGACCUUCCCAAUCUGAAGAUUUAUAUUCGGCCAGAAUUCCCCCGCCGGCCAGAGUUUCCACGCCAGCCAGAUGGAACCACCAUCAUCCCUCCCUACGACACACUACACUUCUCCCAACCGAAGAGGGUGUGGCCUAUGCCUGCUGAGUUGCCCAUCGUGGUCGCCGAGCGCGACAAGAAGACCAACGCGCUCAAGGCAGCGUCAACGAACGAGGAAUCCUGGCGCAAGAUGUUCCCCACAAAUCCUCCAUCUGUCAUCCAUGUCACUGAACACCCAGAUCACCACAUUGAUCACCUUCUCGGCGUAUCUUACAAAGUAUGGACGCUGGGAGAGCUGGUGGACAAGGUCAUUGAGUUUGCCGACCGACCCGGCUUUGCAGACGGACUGCACAGCGCGAACCGCUCUCUCCGAUACAGUAACUGGCGCUACGCUCCAGUUCCUGACCUCCCUCUCAACAAAUCCGAUGUAGCGCGAUGAGUAUUACACGACCUGACUGAGGCGCUUCAUUCAUCAGCAAGACCGAAUGAUGAAGUCAUUGGGCGAAGAUUCGAGAGGACCGGACGGCUGGAAGAAAGGCACGGCUGGGAGUAAGGCAGGGUGGUAGAAGUAACGACAAUCGGGUACAUGACGUGGUAGUACGCAUCGAUCGCCGCAACAAGAUGCUCACACAAGACUACGAGAUCAUGCGGUGAUAGCGCGCGCCGGCAAGGGAUAGAGAAUUUUGAGAGCGGCGCAAGGGGUUAUGCAGCGCGAUAGCCCUUGAGCGCUUCACUCAGCAUAGCGAAUCGCCAAAUUGAUCCGAGUUCAUCAAAU
Molecule: messenger RNA, 1937 nt
Organism: Neohortaea acidophila
Lineage: Eukaryota; Fungi; Ascomycota; Dothideomycetes; Mycosphaerellales; Teratosphaeriaceae
Exons: 2
Coding region: 417-1601 (394 amino acids)
Molecular function (GO): protein binding
Source: RefSeq, a predicted model, not a curated record